Messenger RNA from Cercospora beticola, 2995 nucleotides. RefSeq lists its product as uncharacterized. The record is from RefSeq and is a predicted model, not a curated record. NCBI's taxonomy places the organism in Eukaryota, Fungi, Ascomycota, Dothideomycetes, Mycosphaerellales, Mycosphaerellaceae.
CAGGCGCGCUGCGAGUGCUUCUCUCACAUCCACCACCACACCACACGCCUCGACCACCAUCAUUCCUUCCCUUGCGACCGCCGUCCGUUAGUCUGCCAGUUGCAUCUUUCGCCGCACUCACCAUUCUUGCCUGCCUGCCUGCCUGCGCAUUUCUGCCCCUUCGCCCGCCCGACCGCAGCCUACAGAGCGACACACCACGCCCUCGUCGCACUCGUCACCGCCGGGAGCCCCCUAAUCUCCAACUUGCCGACGAUUGCCUGCGCACGCCCACGCCCUCGCACGCAUCAUCAUCAUAUAGCGCGUGCACGCCCGCAGCCUGCCAUCGACCUUGCGACGAUCUCGUCUGCUGCUGCUGUCGCCAACACCACCCGCAACGACAUCUGACUCGGGUACGCGCUGACUCUCACCGCACCACGCACACACACACAACACUCUCGCCCUCUCGCCCGACGCCUCCCACACGUCAGGACUCACUCGGCAACAAAGCGCGUCUCUGCUCUUCAUCUUUCGGCGGCACUCUACGACAAAGACUGCAUUGUUGCGGCAGCUGGCUCUGGCACUCAGACAAGACAAGGCUAUUUCUUUGUAAUCUUAUAAUUUUACACCUUACAGCUACGCCGAGCCCUUUGACACCGACCGGCGGCCUAAUUCUGGCGUGUUCGACCACACGUCCAGCACCAUCUGUCUAAUCAGUCCUCUCACACAAGAGCGAUUCUGUUCCGGUCAGCUGUAUCGUCUCCCCACAGCAGCGCCCAACACCAGCACGCUUUCACGACUUCCGAUUUCUACGCACUACUACAGGAACGCAUACAUAUCUGAUCGAGAAUGAGCAUUGGCACUGGCGGCAUUGCUCAAAUGACUUCUUACAACAACAACAACAAUAACUCCAACAACGCCUUCCCUUCAAAUGGUCUUGGUCUUCCCGGUUCUGGCUUCAGCGGCGCACGAGGCCAGCGUCAGAACACCAAGCGGUUGAGCGUGGCUCUCCCGCCCCGUGUUGCUCCCAUUAGCGAGAACUCGACCGACAACCCAACUCCACGCACCAGCCGUUCGCACCUGCUUGCAGGUCUCCGCACCCAGCCCAAGACUCCAUCGGUCCCGGCUUCCGCUCCUUACCACCAGACACAUCACUCCGUCUCUGGCAUCAACGCUUCUCAAUGGGCAGACCAGAACUACCCUGGCUAUAGCCAGCAGCAGGUUCCACACACUGCCUCGCGAGCUAGCUUCGACAUGUCCGCCCAGUAUUCCAAGAACGCGGGUCGCCAGAUGUACUCUCUGCCCGAGCAAGUCUUGGCUCCGCCAUCAAUGUACGAACAGGAAGAUGUUGACCCCACCGUCCUUCAGCAAAUGCAGAUGCACAGCCUGUUCUUGGCCCAGCGCCAGCAGCAGUUGCAACAACAGCUCGCAAACAUCACCGCCGCCACUCAAGGCGUGAACUUGAAUGGCCGCGGCUCUUUCCAUCAGCCACAGAUGUCGGUGCAACAUCAGCAGGCUCUCUAUCUCCAGCAACAGCUUCAGCAGCAGCAACUCCAGCAGCAACAGCAGCUCCAGUCUCCAAUCGAGGUACCUGGUCAACCUGGUGUUUACCUUGUGUACAACCCAGCUCUUCAAGGUUACUCGUAUGUCGUCGACCAGUCCGUUCAGCAGCAGGCACAGCAAAUAGUGUCUCCUGUCCAGCAGGCUCAGGCUCAGAACUUCCCGCAAGCACGCUACGACUCUCCGGCGCAGACCUUGAACGUCACCCCACCAGUAACAGAGCGCUCUUCGCCAGCCAAUGGCCGCUCUUUCACUCCACCAAAGAAGGCGCCAUCUCCACCUUCGACUCUCGAGCACGUUGAGCCUCUGCCACCGCCAUCUGCGACCGCCUUCCGCCGUGGUCAUAAGAAGGCAUCUUCUCUCGCUAUUGAUGCUUUGGGUGGUGUGGCAGAUGGCCCAAAGACUUCCAGCGCUGCGACCUUCGGCUCUCAACGUAGUGCAUUCCCACCUACUCCAAUGACUGGCACUUUCGGUCCAGGUGCGGCUCGUGCUGGCGAGCAUCCAAUCCGUCAACCACGCGGCCCUCCGGCAAUCGAAGAACUGGCAGCUGCACCAACAAGCAAGCACGAAGGCAGCAAGAACUUUGCCACUCGUCAACGUCGCCGUGCACUUGACAGUCUUAUGAAGGCCGGCAAUGACCGUCGUGCUGUGUCUCGCUCUUCGGGUGGCAGCCCAGUCAGCGAGUCUGACUUCAACUUCGACCGUGCCGAGGUGCGUGGUAGCAGGAAGAUGUCGCCCAUCGGCUCCGAGAUGCAGCAGAAGCGUGGCAGCCAAGGCUCCGCGGAUGGCUACUUUGGUCUGAGCUCAGCAUCUAGCAGUGAGGGCGAAGACUUUGGAGCUUUCAAGCAGCCGCCUACCCCAGCAACUCCUGUCGAUGCUGGUGACCGCAAGAAAAUGAUGUUUGGUGUGCUCAAUGCCGCUGAGAAGCGCAAGAGCCACUUUGUCUAAAGUAGGAAUCGGUGGGAAACUGGUGUUGGUUGCUGGGAUACACUUUUUUGGAUUUGAGACGGCAGGUUUCUUGGUUCGCAAUGCAUGUGCACGACCUGAUUGAUUGGAUUACCGUCAUGGGAAAGAAAGAAAGAAAUUGGAGGAAAUGGGACACAUUUUGGAGAAAAAGAGGAUUCACAAAUUCUGGAGAGAUGGAACACAAGAAGCUGCAAAGCUUUUCGGAAACAUUUCUUCACCCAGAGCUGUUACGCAGGGGCUUCGUUUCUCACGCUGUUGUCCGCUGUGCGCACGAUGGCGUGUGAGAGAGCCUUUUCUGGCGGGAUAACAACUUUUCAUGUUUGUGCAUAGUACCCUACCAGUAUCUUCACUUCGGAAGAGCUGGGAGAGAGGGAAGAUGAAAGAUUUUAUGAUUCAUUGGAUGGGGUUCAACUUGAGCAUCUGUUUCUUCUUUUUAUUUUACACAUGAUCAUCAGGAGCUACAAACUACAAUUGAUGCUCUUUUACGGCCGAA